AGGCGCCCGGGCGGGCGGGCGACGCCUCUCGAGGAAGUUGGCCCUUUAAUUACGGAGCCAGUUCCCCGUCGCGGCCACCUUCAGCGGCGAGCGGCAGGCGCGCAGUCGGUGUGUCCAGUCCUCUGCCUCCGGUGCAGCAUGGGCGGCUCGGCCUCCAGCCAGCUGGACGAGGGCAAGUGCGCCUACAUCCGAGGGAAAACUGAGGCUUCUAUCAAAAACUUCAGUCCCUACUACAGCCGCCAGUAUUCUGUGGCUUUCUGCAACCACGUGCGCAGUGAGGUAGAGCAGCAAAAGGAUUCAACGUCACAAUUUCUGAAGACCAAGCCCCCGUUGGAACCAGGAACUGUUUUGUAUGAAGCUGAGAUCUCACAGUUUUCAGAAGACAUCAGGAAAUGGAAGGACAGAUACAUUGUGGUGAAAAACGAUUUUGCUGUGGAAAGCUAUGAGAACAAAGAGGCCUAUCAGAGAGGAGCUGUUCCUAAGAGCAGAAUUCUUGCAGCUGGCGGGAAGGUGUUAACCUCAGAAGAAGAGUAUAGCCUCUUAUCGGAUAAGCAUUUCCCAGAUCCCACUGCUUCCACCGAGAAGAACUCUCAGCCUUUCGUGGUCCUGCCCAAGGCAUUCCCGGUGUACCUGUGGCAGCCAUAUUUCAGGCAUGCCUACUUCUGUUUCCACGAGGCCACUGAACAGCAGAGGUUCAGCGCUCUUCUGAAUGACUGCAUCAGACACCUGAAUCACGAUUACAUGAAGCAGACGACAUUUGAAGCCCAAGCCUUUUUAGAAGCUGUCCAGUUCUUCCGGCAGGAGAAGGGUCACUAUGGCUCAUGGGAAAUGAUCACUGGGGAUGAAGUCCAGGUCCUGAGUAACCUGGUGAUGGAGGAGCUCCUGCCAACCCUUCAGACCGACCUGCUGCCUAAACUGAAGGGGAGGAAGAAUGAGAGGAAAAGGGCCUGGUUUGGACUCCUGGAGGAAGCCUACAAUCUGGUUCAGCAUCAGGUUUCCGAAGGAUUAAGUGCCCUGAAGGAGGAGUGCAGAGCUCUGACAAAGGGCCUGGAAGGGACCAUCCGCUCCGACAUGGAUCAGAUUGUGAACUCAAAGAACUUUCUAACUGGGAAGAUCAGAGCAAUGGUGGCUCAGCCAGCUGAGAAAAGCUGUGGGGAGAGUGUGCAGCCAUUCCUGGCAUCCAUCCUGGAGGAGCUGAUGGGCCCAGUGAGCUCAGGCUUCAGUGAAGUCCGUGCUCUCUUCGAAAAAGAAGUAGAUGAACUCAGCCAGAGCUUCCAGGCCACCCAGGACAGUGUCCAGCUGAAGGAGCAUCUAGACCAGCUUAUGAAGCUUCCUCUGGAUUCGGUGAAAAUGGAACCUUGUUACACUAAAGUCACCCAGCUCCCAGAGGGCCUGCUGGAUCUCCAGAGCCGCUUCAGAUUCCCUCACGUUGACCUGGUGGUCCAGAGGACGCAGAACUACAUGCAAGAGCUCAUGGAGAACGCUGUGUUCACAUUUGAGCAGUUGCUCUCCCCACAUCUCCAAGGAGAGGCUUCCAAAACAGCAGUGGCCAUCGAGAAGGUUAAGCUCCGUGUCUUAAAGCAAUACGAUUACGACAGCAGCACCAUCCGGAAGAAGAUCUUCCAGGAGGCAUUGAUUCAAAUCACACUACCCACUGUGCAGAAGGCCCUGGCGUCCACAUGCAAACCAGAGCUUCAGAAAUACGAGCAGUUCAUCUUUGCAGAUCAUACCAAUAUGAUCCACGUUGAGAACGUCUAUGAGGAGAUCCUGUAUCAGAUCCUCCUUGACGAAACCCUGAAAGUGAUAACGGAGGCAGCUGUCCUGAAGAAACACAACUUAUUUGAAGACAACAUGGCCUUGCCCAGUGAAAGUGUAUCCAGCCUGACAGAUCUUAAACCCUCCAUGGGGUCAAACCAGGCCAGCCCCGCCAGAAGAGCAUCUGCCAUUCUACCAGGAGCUCCAGACAGUGAGCCCCCAAGUAAUGAAGUAUUCCAGGAGCCAGAGGAGAAGCAGCAGCAGCCUGGGGCGCCUGGCUCCCUGGCCAGAGAGGAAAGUACUUCCGUCUCUGGGUCCAGUUCUUCGGGCGGGAAUGGGCAGGUGACUGUAUCCAGUGUGGACAGCUCUUCUGGGAGUCCUCUCACGGCAGAGAAUAUGGAAGGAUCCCCCAGCUCACACCUGCCAGAGGCAGAAGCCAGGGAGACCCUUAACGAUGAGGAACCAAUCCUCGAGAGUCCAGAGUCUAGCAGCAUUCCGGGAUCCUUGAAGGAGCUGAAAGAGCUGUUGACGGUGAUGGUGUCUGUAGAAUCUGCCCUGGUGAUUGAAAACAAUGCACACAAGGGGACACCUAUUCCCCAAGGAAAUGAAAAUGAGGAUGAAAACAAGAUCUACCCAGAAGACAUCCAUUCAGCUGCCACCCAGCAGGACAACUGCAAAGAAAGUGAAGUCAGUGAGAGGGAGGCCCAUCCUACCCUUUUGGAAGUGGAGGCUCCCGGGGUGGGGUUGGGGACCUUGCCAGAGGGUAGCGGCCCUACCUCUCAAUCCACCUGUGGGGGCCCCACUGAGGACACCAGCUGUCUAGGCCCCGUAGGAAAGCCAUCUGAGGCUCCAGAAACCACUGAGAGGGUGCCCCCAGCGAUCAUUUCCACACAGGACACCACUCAUGCAGGAGGUGAGGCUGUGGUGGUCACCCCUCAAGAAGAUGCCGUGUCAAGUUCUAAUCCCAUCUGUCCUGUGGAGGGCAGUGAGAUGCCCCAGGUUUCCGAGGCUCAAGAAGUGCUGGGAGGGAAUGAUAGCCCAGCCCCUGCUAUGGGUACAGAGCAAGUCACUGCUAUCCAUGUGCAUGAGUGCCAGUGGGUGGUAGAGGAUGCCCCAAGCACUGACAUCCUAGCUGUGCAGGAUUGUGAUGCGGGCUUUUCAGCGCAGACCUCAGAGGAGUGAUAGAAACAACUUGUCUGUCGUUUUUCUGUUAAAACUGUCAGUCAACGGGUUUUAGUUAUGGGUAUCCAUAGGGGAUUGCAUGGGGCUUGCUGUAAAAAUUAUAAAAUGUUUCCUUAAUCUGAAUGCUAAAGCCAGAGGAAAUGUAUACAGGGUGUGAGCGCUGAGGCAGACUUUGGGGGGCUGAAUGAUCACUUCAGUAUUUUAAUAGAAAUGGAAAGAGAACUGGAGCAUUGGGGUGAAAAGCAGUUAAAGGGGCUCCAGAGAGGGGUCAGUAUGGCCAGCAGAGACCGACAGAGCAGGAAAUGGCAACUCAAUAUUCUAGUCGCUGAAAUGUACAAAUUUUGUACAGCACUUUAAGCAUUUUUAGUGAGAGCACAAAGGACUCUAGCCUUCCCACCUGCUCCUUCAGCUUCACCGUUUCCACAGUGGCAUUUGUCCACAGUCAGGCCACAAGAAAGAGGAAGUCACAAGCCAGGCACUUCCCUGUGCCGUGUCCAGAGCCAGUCAUGACUGGUAGAUCUCAGGUGCUGCAGAGCAGAAAUCCAAGAUGGAAGGUCUGUGGAACUAUUUAGGCCUGUUCCUAAUCCUGCUACCAAUUCCUUGUUCGUUAAUUUUGUUGAUUUGUAUUACUUAAUCACCUUUUAAGGAAAUUCAGAUGGGGCAAGAGAUUUCACAGGCAUAAAUUAGCCCUAGUCUAUGCAAAGUGCUUGGCUAAAUUUUCUAGUUCAAAACCUACCAAUUACACAGACAUUGUUUGGACAGCGGCUGCAUGCUCUGUUAGUCACAGUAAUAAAUAAAAGAUCAGGUGCUUUGCUUCAUAUACAUUAAAAGGCUCAUGAGAAUUUAGUCUAGAAGAAUAUUUUUUUCCUGUUUUUAAGUUUUAAACCAUGACAGCUUUCACUCUUUCCAUUCACACAGUACUGGUUUAUUCUCAGAAGGGAACAAAUGAAUUCAUGAUUGAAGAAAGGAAUGGAUGAAAUCAUUCAAGUUUUUGUCAUUACCAAAGUAGAAAUUGUUUGAUCAUUCAGCAAAUUGUUCUGGUACCAAUCCUGGGGAUACCAUGAUGAAAAGAUGUUCCUUCUUUCUGAAGGAAACAAAGAAAUUCACCCCUAAAAUAGACUGCAGCCUGUAACUGUUAGGAUGAGAGCGCGAAUGUACUCACUUGCAAUAAAAUGUAUCUCAUCGUGUUUCAGAAAAAUCUCAGAUUGUUCCCUGAAAGUUUCAAUCCCGGGUGGGACUGAAACUUCCUCUCACGUAUUUUAACACCAGAACCUCACACACUGUCUUCAGGGUUUGUUUUACUCAUUACCAUCAAACACCUCCUUCCAAGAAGUUAUCCCUCAUUUCAGCCAUUUAAGCAGGAAUGAAGACAUUUCCCUCCCACCCCACCCACAAAGAACUUCUAAGUCAUAAAGGAUGAGUAAGAAUCACAUCAGCAUGGUCUCAUACGGAAUCAUUUCACCUUUUCUUAGAAGGUGUGUAUCCUCAGUGUCCUUGCGAUGUCCCACCACUGAGUGAGGAAGGCAUUCUCAGGCUUGUACCUGGCCGUCAGUGUGGUGCACCAAGAUUACAUUACUUCCUGUCUCAUCCACAACCUCCUCCUCCCUGAGGAUUAGUCAUCACUUGUUCUUUCUGCUGGAAACCCACAGCCUUGAAUAAUGCCUUCCUGCGUGCCAAGUAACUUUAACAUCCAAGGGCCUGGCAUAAGGACUGAUACGUUUCACGCCGCUCCGGAAAUGUAGGAACGGAGUGCCUGGCACAGUCCUGUGCAGGGGCUAUUUGGGGCCUCUAGGCAGGGAGAUGUUUUUAAUUAAGCUUUCUGACCUUGCUGAAAUCUUCCCACAAAUAAGCUCCAACGCUGAAGGGGCAGGUGGCCAAAUGGCCAGUAGCACUACCCGGGAAGGCGGGGAGCCAAGAGAGCAAUGUCUAUCCCACAAACACUGGCCUUCUUUUUAGGAGAGCCAUGGCUAUCGUGGGGUCUCAGCUCAUGCCAACCCCACUCCAAACCCUCCCGUCCUCCCUGCCUUUGCUCACAUCUUGUACCCCACGAGAAGCUAAGAAUAAGCAAGAGUUCACAUGUCACUGAGUCGCCUGGAUGAGUAUUGGCGCCGAUCAGGAAGGCCAGAGAGGAAUCCGCACUAAGUAGCAAGAUAUUCUAGAAAACACUGAGAACCCCUUCUAUGCAUAUUUCAUGCAACCGAGUUCUCCAACCUGCAGUGCAUUAAAACAGUCUGUACGUGUGGUGAAUGUCAGGCACGUGCUUUUCAUAGAUUUGUGUGUUCCAGUGUUUCCAUGGGGGAGCAAGGUGCUUGUGAUCAAAAUGGGCAAUCUCGGCCUUGGGCAAAGCUAUUACAGACUCCUGGAUCUUGGCCAAAAAUCCAGGACUACUAAACUAGUUACCAGUUUAGGAAACUAGUUACUGACUGACCUUUCACAAAGAAAGAGGUUUUCCUUGAAAAAAAAAAAAAAAAAAAAAAAAACUUGUCAUUUUGCCUCAUGUAACUUGGCACAAUGUGUAAAAUUAUGCGGUAACCUCAACACACAUGCACAGACUCAGGAAAAGGAGCAGAGCAUUUUGGAGAGAACAAGGUCUGAUUCCAGUUGUCUUUUGCAGAUUGGUUGAGCAUGCAGAAUGGCAGGCCCUUAGGUUUGACCCUCUGUAUAGUUUAUUAUAUGUUUGCCCUGGCACUUCUUCAGAGUAAAGCCAGUGACUUCAGAGGAUUUCACAGUUCUCCCAGACAAACGUGAUUUUAAUUCUUUAUUUUUGUAAAGUGUGACAAGAGCUGAGGGCAUGGUUUCAGAUAGAGUACUUGCCUAGCAGGCUGGAGGUCCUGGUUCAACCCAAAAGUGGUGGUUGUGAGGGAAAGCUAUAUGCUAAAUAGUCUUUAGUUAUUUCAGUAUAGGGGACAGAAUGACAUCACUGACAUAAACCAUAACAUGUGAGAACGCCGGUGACGUGUGCCUUCUUUACCAUAAACACACAUGACUGGGGUUUUGCUGUUUGAAGUCUGAGACUUCGUGGAAAAGAGUUCUACACUACAGUUUUAUUUUUGCAUUCACGAUAUAAAGCAAGUAAACUAAGAGCACGGUGUAAGCCUGGGUUUACUUUGCCAAGUGCCUAUCUUCCAAUGAAACAUUCAUCCUCGCAGGGCUGUCCAGAGACCUUUGAUUGGGAAUGGGGCUGGCUUUAUCUUUUAAGCAAAUGUCAUACUCAAGCUGCAAGGAACAGUCCUCAGAAAUGAAAAGGUGUGUCACUGUUGCUGGCUUCGGACUCUGACUUCUCUGUUGUGGGGGAGAAAGCUGCUGGGGUACCACUUAAUGCCCAAUGAAAUUCUACAUUGAUGAGACACAUGCUUAUUUUUCAAGGACUUGGAUCAAAUCCAUCAUCCAGCAAUGGGCAAUUACUCUUGAUGCAAUUGAACGGCUGUUCAAACUUCAGCGUAUUUUCCGUGGGCGAGAUUGAGUAAAACAUGCCUUCCUUCUAUAAUUACAAAUAAAACCGUGUUUACUUA
Psammomys obesus (fat sand rat) is the source of this 6449-nucleotide messenger RNA. It is a transcript of the gene Niban1, whose product is annotated as niban apoptosis regulator 1. The coding region runs from base 139 to 2937 and encodes 932 amino acids. NCBI's taxonomy places the organism in Eukaryota, Metazoa, Chordata, Mammalia, Rodentia, Muridae. The transcript has 14 exons. The record is from RefSeq and is a predicted model, not a curated record.